Messenger RNA from Pediculus humanus corporis (human body louse), 1653 nucleotides. RefSeq lists its product as uncharacterized. The record is from RefSeq and is a predicted model, not a curated record. The transcript has 10 exons. NCBI's taxonomy places the organism in Eukaryota, Metazoa, Arthropoda, Insecta, Psocodea, Pediculidae. Bases 1 to 1653 code for a protein of 550 amino acids. Gene Ontology annotation, molecular function: dopamine receptor binding.
AUGGAUAACUUUAAUAUCGGAAGAGUAGCUGAAGUCAGACCUAUGAGACCAUCUUAUUCUGAUGUAUUAGCUAAAUCAAUAUUAAAGAACAACAUAAAACAAAAUCAAACAAAUUCAACAAAUCAAGAUGUCAAGCAAAAAAGUGUCAAUGACAAAACAAAAUCGAAAUUUUCAGUUGGAAGAACAUUAAGCGGCAAUGCAAAUAUUCUUAACAGGCAAACUUCUCCUGUAACAGAUGAUGGUAAUUAUGGGAAUAAUUCAAAUUUGAAAAAUUCUUACAUGAAAAAAAUGAAUUGUGGAAAUAAUAAACAAGAAAAAAAACGAGAAGUAACUCAAACGACUAAUGGUAAUUCAAAAAAUUCGAACGUUAAAUCUCAAAUGGCUAAAAAGCAAGAAAAAAGUCAUGGAAAAGUUCAAAUGGGUGUUUCAGAAAAUGAAUUUGUUUCGGCGUCGAAAUAUGGAAUACUUAGAAAUAAGGUGCCUGAGGAAAAAAAAGUGCCUUGGCCGACUCGAAAAGCGAAAUCUGAAACUCAAAAAACGACAAAAAGAAAUAUUCGUACUUGUCAGCCGGAAAAACAACAUAGAAAAUCGUUCAGGAAUAAAAGGAGAGAACAGGAGCCAUGUUUGUCAACUUUAAUUAAAGUUCGAAUGGAUCGUUACGGUGGUGUUUUAUUAUUCGCUUUAAAUUGGUUGCUUAGACUCGUACUCGAUGUUUUGGGUUUGAGUACUCAUUUGGCCAUUCACAUGUGUGCUGCCGUUUGGGCUUCAUCCGUUCAUAACGCGUCUCAAUUUUAUAAAAAGUCUUGUCACGCUGUUAGAAACAUUGAAAUUAUAAAACGGAUAAUAAAUUCGCCAUUUUAUCCGUUUAAAAAGUCUGAUUCGAAGAAAAAAAAACUAUAUGAUUCUGAUAGCGAUUCAGAUGAUUCAGGUGAAGCUAAAAUAAAAAGAAAAGUACCGCGGGGAUUGAAGCACAAUAUAACAUUACCCGUUACCGGAGAAGAAGCAAUGAGAAGGUUGUUGGCAUGCAAAGGAAAAGAUCCGUAUAGCAUAUUGGGUGUCACGCGGAAUUGCACGGAUGACGAUAUAAAAAAAUAUUACAAACGUCAAGCUUUUCUUGUACAUCCCGACAAAAACAAUCAACCCGGAGCAGAAGAAGCAUUUAAAAUAUUGGUACACGCUUUUGAUAUAAUAGGAGAGCCAGAACAUCGUAAAUCGUACGAUCGUAGAAUAGAAAAACCACAAUCCGAACACGCUGCCUGGUCAGAAUUAAGCGAUCUAUUGUCUCAAUUGCAUAAAAAAAUGGAAUAUGUUGCAAACACUAUUAGAUGCACCAACUGCAAUAAACGUCAUAAGAGGACAACCGUCGACAGGCCCAUAUACGCGGCCAGAAUGUGUAAUCAGUGUAAAAUUCAUCAUUCGGUCAGAGAGGGUGAUAUAUGGGCGGAAACUUCAAUGUUUGGAUUACUCUGGCACUAUUACGCAUGCAUGGAUGGAGCUGUUUAUGACAUAACGGAAUGGGCGGGUUGUCAAGGAAGCAAUUUACGUAACAUCAAAGCAAAUACUCAUAACGUUCAGUAUAGGAUAGUACUUGGAAAACAACACGGUCAAAAGCAAAACUAUCAGCAACCCACGCCUGCCAGGUACAAACGGUGA